This is a messenger RNA of Truncatella angustata, 1176 nucleotides long. RefSeq lists its product as uncharacterized. Gene Ontology annotation, molecular function: oxidoreductase activity. NCBI's taxonomy places the organism in Eukaryota, Fungi, Ascomycota, Sordariomycetes, Amphisphaeriales, Sporocadaceae. The transcript is spliced from 3 exons. The record is from RefSeq and is a predicted model, not a curated record. Bases 1 to 1176 code for a protein of 391 amino acids.
AUGGCCGUAGUCCGCUCGCUGCGCAAUCGUCGGGCCCAAAGUAUUGAGUCUGGAUUCAGCCAGCGGCCAUUAUCUAGCAUGACAACCCAAGAAGCGUUCAACAUUAUGCAACAGCUACAAGAGCUAGAAUUUCCUUCAGCUAUGAACAAGGCACGACGGAUCGCCCUACUUAAGGCUGGCGGUAUAUCCACUAUGUCAAAGCUGUUUGCUGUUACAGGACAGAACAAUACUCGAAAUGCGGGCAAACGUGCUGUAGAUACUGAGAUCCUCCUUCGAGAGGUUCAGUCACAACCGAGAGAUUCGGAACGUUACCAGCAAUCAGUGGCGAGGAUGAAUUACUUCCACCAAAGAUACCGACAAGCGGGUAAAAUCCUCGACGAAGACCUAUUACAUACCUUGGGCGAUAAUGUGGUCGAAAUAUUCCGGAUCCUUGACGGUAGUGAGUGGCGAAGACUUGGAGAAGUGGAAAAAUGCGCCAUUGGAAUAUUCCAUAAACAUUUGGGUGAAGAUAUGCUUAUCCCGUUCACACCUUUGCCAUCAAGUGAACAGGGCUGGAAGGAUGGAUUACAUUUUGCGACGGAACUAAGGGGUUGGACUAUCGAAUACGAAAAGCGUGUCGCCGAACCGUCCGCUACGAACGACCAAUAUGUUCGAGUAUACGUCGAUGGUGCUACGGCGCGGCUGCCACGAGCGAUUACGAUGCUUCUGAGAAAGACAUUGGGAUUCGAACUAGAUGAUACAAUGAGGAAGAGCUUGAAUCUUGAAUCGCCUGGGUUCAUAUUGUCGAGCAUUUUAUUUACAUAUCAAGCAAUUCGCAAAGUACUUAUCCGUAACUUUUGCCUUCCCAGGCCAUCGCUCUUCGCUGUCAAAGCUGUGGAAAAUGACAACACCGAAACCGGAUUCUACAACUUCCCGCAAGUUAUCCCACAGCCUUGGUAUGUGAAACCCACAUUCUGGUCUAUGUGGGGCCCUGCGGCGAUCCUUUUCAGAGCUCUUGGUGGACGAGCUCCCGGAUCCAUGGGUGAUCGAUACCACCCGCAAGGUUAUAACUUGUGGACAAUUGGUCCUAAACCCCAGGAGGGAAAGGGGAGGGCUGAAAUGGCAGCUGCGAUUGAUUUCAUGAAGACACGUGGCUCAACUGGCUGUCCGUUUUCACACAAGACAAAAGGAACCUAG